CCCCCCCUCUCUCUCUCUCUCGCUCACUUACUGUUUCUCCCCCUCUCUCUCGCUCGCACUCUCUCUCACAUGCGCGCUCUCUCUGUCUCUCGCUCUCUUGCACUCUCUCUCUCUCUGUCUUUCUCUCUCUCUCUCCGGCUGGACCGUAUGCACCUCUGUCCCUGGGAACCGGCUCGCUCGCUCGCUCGCUCGCUCAUGGCUUGCUACUACAUCGUCAUCAGCUCCGCGCACCUCAGCAACGGUCACUUUCGGAACGUCAAGGGAGUUUUCCGCGGCCCCCUGGGAAAGAACGGGAACAGGAACUUGGAUUAUGCAGAGACACAGAAGACCGUGGUCAAAGCAACCAACUUCUACUGUGAGCUGUGUGACAAGCAAUACUACAAGCAUCAGCAGUAUGACAACCACAUCAACUCAUACGACCACGCCCACAAACAGAGGUUAAAAGACCUGAAACAGCGGGAAUUUGCGAGGAACGUUGCAUCCAAAUCCUGGAAGGAUGAGAGGAAGCAGGAGAGAGCUCUUCGCCGUUUACACCACCUGGCAGAACAGCGCAGGGAGAUUCGAUGCGCCCCAGGCAGUGGACCCAUGUUCAAAUCCACCACGGUCGCAGUCGAAUGCAGUUUACGGGAAACGGGCCACGGAGGGAACACAGACAGGACCCGCCCCGCCGCGCCACUGGACACGGCUGCCCAGGAUGAUAUCCCCAGUGCCCGUAUGCCAGCCAAAAGCAGGCAGGCUUCGUGCCAUACCAGCAGGGCCAAAAACCAAGCGUACCGAGAGAAAAUAGCCUUCUCCUUUUCCAUUCGGAAGAGGGCGUGCUUUAAGUUGGAGUCCUCAGCAGCCGUGUUCUCUGAGAGUUCGGAAGACAGACCCGCUGGGCUGUUCUGUGGACAGAGACUUAGAGAAGCACCUGCCAAGGCCAGUUUACCCAGUCUAAACAGUCCAACUAGUUCACCCACUCCAACCAGUUUACCCAUUCCAACCAGUCCAAUCAGUUUACCCAGUCCAACCAGUUUACCAAGCUCUGUUUACAGAGAGAAUGUUUGCAGCUCUGACUCCCAGCCAGAGAAACCCACCCAUGACAGGCUCAGUGCACAGAGUCAGGGGUCACCUGAGAGCCUAAGUGCACAGGGUCAGGGGUCACCUGAGAGCCUCAGUGCACAGGGUCAGGGGUCACCUGAGAACCUCAGUGCACAGGGUCAGGGGUCACCUGAGAGCCUCAGUGCACAGGGUCAGGGGUCACCUGAGAACCUCAGUGCACAGGGGUCACCUGAUGGCAUGGUGAGCAGCGACAUUUCAGUGGCGGUUACUGACCUGCGUGCUCUGCUAAUUUAUUCUGAGGAUGUGCUCGUCCCCUGUAUCUCCAAAUUACCCAGCUUUCCUUUCCACCUAAAGAGCACAAGUUUGCUUUUAGAUAUGGAAGAGUCACUGGAGCGUUUGAAAAGAGGUGCACUGGGAACGGCAGACCAGGUGGGAAGUACCUGCCCCGAAAUGCUCAGAAGUUCCACAGAUGGGGAUGGGGACUUAGCGGGUGGUACUGAUGUUCCCUCAGGAGUAGACUCCGCACAGUCAGUGGGAAAAGGGGAAAGCUUAGCGGUAAAUGUCCGUCGUGAGUUCAGGAAGCCCAGCCAUGCUUUCUGCUCUGUCCUGAGUAAAGAUGGCGGUACUGUUCUCCAGUGGCCUGUGGAGAUGCUGGCAUACACCAGGACACAGCCCGCGCUGUCGUACAGCUGCAACCCUCUCCAUUUCGACUUCAGAGCUGUGCGCAGUCCAGCAGGGACGGGGGACCAUGGGGGUGGAGUGAGAGAGGCACGGCUCGUACCCACUACUACCGAUACAGGUGUGGAACACCCAAGCCAGGAAGAGACUUUACACCCUAAUAAGCACAGAGACCACGCCUCCCACAGCCAGGGAGAGCUUCUGAGAGCUCCUGUAUGGAACAUUCCAGACUGGGAAAAUUCUCAGAGCCACCAGAAUCCAGGUGAGCAGAUGGAGGGGCACGAUGGCUACAUCACAAAAAGCUUUCUCAGAGUGAACAGGAAGAGGAAGUGUGGGGAGGACUGGAAAGAAGGCACCACCAGCAAGAGAGGUGUGGAGAAACUGGGGGGCAGAGAAAGGAGAGACCAUAAAAGGCACAAAAAGAGGAGGAGGAGGAGGAGGAGAAGGACGGACAAGAAUACAGCCAGGAGAGACGAGAGCAAUGCUGAGGAACCCGAUACGCUGCUGAAACAGGUAGAGUGCUGGGAGCCAGUCCUCCUGCAUUUUAGAGGCAACACCUCUCUCCAAAAUCAGUAUGACAGCAGCAGCAUAACUCCUGAAAAUCAGAGUGAGACCAGCACAACUAAUGAUGAUCAACAUGAGAACAGCAGAACUGCUGAAGAUCAGCAUAAGAACAGCAGAACUCCUGAAGAUCAGCAUGAGAACAGCACAUCUCCUGAAGAUCAGCAUGAGAACAUCAGCAGAACUCCUGAAGAUCAGCCUGAGAACAUCAGCAGAACUCCUGAAGAUCAGCAUAAGAACAGCAGCAGAACUCCUGAAGAUCAGCAUGAGAGCAGCAGAACUCCGGAAGAUCAGCUUGAGAGCAGCUGUGAUGCAUGGAGCUGGAGGCGGGAAGCAGAUGGCUGCAGCAGGGGUGAAGCAGAGUUGGGUGCAGCGGUGGGGGGCUGUGAGGGGAAUCUGCACCACCCAUCACAGGAACAGCCGCUGGUCACAGGGUGUGGCUCUAAUGACUGUGCUGGGCUUGACACAGAGAUAUCCUGCACCACCGACACAUGGCACUACAGCCAGAUCUCACACCAACGCUGCUCCACAAAGAGACAGCGGGGAUCUCAGAGCGUGGAGGAGGAGGAGUGUGUCCUUCAUCAGGAGAGGUGCUCAAACUGUAGUUCAGGUAGGCCAGGUAAGUCAGCCAAUAGAAACUGCAUUCAGGGCAGUGUGAGAGGCUGCUGUGAACUGAAGAGCAGGGGGAAAAGAUUGAGACUCUGUCAGGACUCUGAGAAGGUGUUGGACCCUGAGGAACGUUCUGGAAAUUUACUAGUAAAUAGAGGUUCUGUGUUGCCUGAACAGGAAGUGGGUGAGACUCCAGUCUGUGAACACAGAAACAAAAGACUGAAAGGUCCUGAAGAAGUCACACGGCAGAACUCGAGCCACACGGGUGCAAGCCGUGAGAGAUCACUUCUGCUUGACGCACAACGUUUGAGCAGCCAAUCAGAGUGUGCGUGUCAGGAGGGGAGGCGGAGCCCAGAGAGCUCAGAGACGGCCAAUGCUGGGAGGUAUUUCCCCCCUGCCAAUCCUGCGACGGGGCGUCCCCCCUCCAGCCCUGAGAAACGCAGGCUUGUGCUGCACCCACAGGCCUUCCCCAGGAUCUCCCCCUCAGGGCCUCCCCCCCUGCGGUAUCCCACACGCCCCCCCACGCCCAUAUCGCCCGCCUCCAUCACCAUCCACCACAGAGUACUAGAGCCCCCUCCUCUGCUCCUCCCCCACAGCUUGCCCCUCACCCGUUUGCCCCUCGGGACGGAUAUGUGCCCCUGUCUGUUCUUUUCCCCCGCCAGCCUGCAGCCUUUCAGUGUCUCCUUCCACCCGCUGCCCCUCCCGAUGCCCCGCCCACUGCCCCGCCCAGUGAUGAUUUCAGCCCUCCAGCCUGUCGUUCCACUGCAGCCUCUGCUAUAAGAACACUGUCACAUGACUCAAACAAACUUUUUGCAUGCUACAACAUAUUAAAUGAUUUUUUUUUUUUUAAGUGUUUUCGGUGCAAGACUAAAAGAAUGAGGAGAGCUUCAUUUUUGUUUCUCUCGAGAGAGCCUCUGUUUAAUUGUUCGGCUUCUGUCAGAACUGAAAUCUGCCCGAGUAGCUUUUUUUUUUUCUCAUUUAACGUGAGCAGUCCUGCACAGACCAUUUAACACAGGUUAAUGGAGGCUGCAGUCUAUGUGUAUUUAUGAAGGGUUGAGUGUUGCAGUAUUUCACUGCUAAGACAGUGAAAGCGGCAUUGUAGCUUUCAUUAAUGCACACUAUAUGCAGAAUUAAAUACAACAUGAAAAAACAGGCUCAACUUGCAUGGCCUACAGCUAAUUAAUGAAGAACGUGGCUGACAAAUGGUUCAAGAUUCAUGGACUUUUUACAAGAGAGUGUAGGCGUAUGUAUCAUUAAACCCUUUGAACAUGGUGUGUCUUCGUCAGAGUUUGCCUGUUAAGACUACAAAAACAAAAGCACUUGCCAAUGUGAAACAACCACAAAAAAGCAGAGUUUGUGACAACAGUCAUGAGGAUACAGAUUAAAUCAUAUAUUUUUCAUAAAGAAUAUAACAAACAUGAUUAUGGGUUGCAAAAUUAAAAUAUUAUAAUGUCAUUAUGAUCUAAUGAACAGUUAUCUACAGUAAUAUAUCACCAUUGCUAUCAUCAGAGUAGAACCAGGUGGCCACAUUAUUUAAUAUUCACUAUGCAAUGCUCUGCCUAUUUCAUAUACUGUACAUAGAAAGAUGUUAAUGUUGUACAUUACGAUUUAUCUAAUACACUUGUAAGAUUUAUUCAUGUUUUCAAGUUCAUGUUUUUUUUUUUACGUGUAAUGCACUCUGUAUGUGUUGUUUACACAAACGGAUCCAAUGAUGUUUUAUAGCACAAUUUCACUAUGAUAAAACUAAUAAAG
Molecule: messenger RNA, 4641 nt
Organism: Anguilla anguilla (European eel)
Lineage: Eukaryota; Metazoa; Chordata; Actinopteri; Anguilliformes; Anguillidae
Product: G patch domain-containing protein 8-like
Exons: 4
Coding region: 70-3669 (1199 amino acids)
Cellular component (GO): nucleus
Source: RefSeq, a predicted model, not a curated record